Molecule: messenger RNA, 3018 nt
Organism: Cladocopium goreaui
Lineage: Eukaryota; Dinophyceae; Suessiales; Symbiodiniaceae
Source: the annotation of a GenBank genome assembly
UCUGCGACCAAUCUGCAACCAGCAAGCUCUAGGCCAGUCCGGCAAGAGCAGGCCCAAAGUCGGCGUGCAAGAGUCCGAAAACGCAGACGUUCGGACUUGGAGGUGGAGGAGCCACUACAUUUCGACCUGCCACGGCGGCUCACCAAGCAGGAAAGUGCAGAAGUGCGUGAAGAGAUUUCUUCGGCCUUGGCUUCACUUAAGAUAGAGGCAGCGGCAAUCCCACAGAGAGCUGAGGAUAUUGAUCCAGCCGAAUUACGACUGCGAACAAAGGUCGAGCUGCUCUGCAAUCUGCGGAUAGAUGCCGGACCCGUGGAAGUUGCACAGGUCUUGCGAUUGCUGAUAGAAAGCUAUGAGACAGCUGAACGUGAUGCCAAGGAAAGAGGGGCUACCAUCUCAGAGGAGUUCUUUCGACUAGCUCAGCAGGAGGAGGGCUUGGGCCUGGCUGCCGUGCUGCGGCGCGCGGCAGUUCUGCGUCAAUGCCUGGCUCCGGAGGCACUUGCCUGUGGCAUUCGCUUGGCCCUGGCAUUGCGGAGUCAAGCUAUGCAGUUGGCAUCUGUGAUGUUGGAGGCUUUGUCACAGCAGGUGGCGGACCUGGACUUGUCAGAGCUCACUGCCGUUUUGGCAGCUGCAAACAAAGUUGGUGGGCUACCAGCAGCCAGUCAGCUGUUGGAGAGUCUACUGGAGCAACUGGCAGAGCAAUCGCCAUUGGAUCUGAAAGAAGAGGAUCUCUAUGGCACCUUGGAGGUCCUCGGAGGCCAUGUUGGCGAGGUAGAUCCUGCGACAUUGGAAGACUUCAUCGAGUCCUUGAGGUUCUUUUGGCCCCUUUGCACUUCGCAGACGCUCAUCAAGGCUCUUCUGGCUUUGGGCCAAGCGAAUGCCCUGGAUGUGGGCACUUGCCGAUUGCUUCUGCAGCAGUUGGAGGCCCGCAGUGAGUUCUUAGGCCGCAGCGACCGCGAGGCGCUGUUGCUGCUGCUGGCCCUACAUAAGAGCAGCUUUGAUCGCAGCACAGCAGUCCUUGGCCUACCUCAUCCCCUGUAUGAUGAGGCUGCGAAACGCUUGAUCAAGGACCUGUCCCGCGAUGCCUGCGGCAAAAUCAGCAGUGGUCCCAUCGAGUCGCUUUCGCGGCCUGUCCUGGCGCUGGCUGAGCUCAAAGUGCUGGAUCGACGCGCCCUGCACGCCUUGACGGAACGCUUAGUGUCUGGACGGCUGCUGUCCCUCUCUCCUUCUGCAUUUGUCUCUCUAGUCUACGCGCAUCGCCUGGUCCGUGGCCCCGUGCCCUUGGAGAAGCUCCGCAUGCCACUGUGCUUAGCCUUCGGAGCCUUGCUGCAUGCCAUGACUGCAAAGCAGGUGGCCAGCUGUAUCGAGAGUUUGAAGGCAUACUGCUACAAGGCAUAUCGGCAUGUCUUCACUGCAGCCUACGAAAGAUUGGCAAGAGCUUUGGAGGCUCAAGCAGAAGGCCUGGGUUACGAUCCCUUCGCCUUGCUCACACCUGCGGAGGUGGCAAUGGCCAUCCGAUCCUUUCCCGAGCUGAAAUUUGAGGAGUGUCACCUCUUGCUUCGCAUGUUAAACGCCCUUGAUUCAGCGCCUCAGCUCCUGAUUGCAGGGAGUGCUGCUGGCACGGAGCUGCUGCCCGCACAGGAAGUUGUGCAGAGCAGCUUGCUGGGAAGGAUGACCAUGGCGGAACUGGUUGAUGUCUUCGAAGCUUUUGGAGCACAGGGUUUGGCAAGCUGCGAUUCAGUGGCUCAGGCCAUUGUGCACAGAUACGGAGCAAAUGGUGGGCGAAUUUCUCGGCGAAAUGCAGCGAGAGCCAUCCGUGUGAUGGCGCAGCUUCGCCUUGCACGACCUGAGUUGUUGGACUUGUUGCUGGCAGAGUUGAAUGGCUGGCAGGUGAGUGACCCGAAUGGCUCCGAGCUGCGGCCGCGGCCGGCCCUGACGGUGCUAUGGUCGCUGAGUGCCUUGGAGCUGCUUCCCAGGACGGCGCAGUUGGUCGAUUGGUUCUUGGAAUUCCUGUGUCGGGAAGCAGUUGCAGGGUAUGUUCUCGGAACCAAAGCGCAGGCUGUAGAGCUGUUCGAAAGUCUUGGAGCAGCACAGUCCAGUCUGCCACAGCUCACAACAAGGCACCUCGAGACUCUCAUGGCGGGACAUUCCCCAGCUGCAGAGCAGGUUCUCUUGGAGAUCGGCCAAGGGAGAGAACUUCGAAGUGCUCAGGAACUUCUGGGUAUGCCCAGGUCCAAAUUUAUGGAGCAGCACCAAUUGCUGGAGCCACGAGAGGCCCAUGAGUCCAGUCUGAACUCUGAAGACCUUAGCUUUGAAGGUUCUUCUCCAGAUCUCAAGGGUCGUUCGCUGCUGGAUGAGCUGGCCUUGCGCUGGGAGCUACACAGAAGUCAACAGGGCCGUGCGAUACCCAAGUCCAAGCAGUUGAUGGGUCUGGUCUUGGCAGGGCUGAAUGCGGCUCCCUUGCUGCGUGCGACGCCACACCCUUUGAGCACCAUGGCCCAAGAAGAGCUGCGGGGUAGCGGCGGCUUUGAACAACAGUGGCCUGUAGGUUGCUAUGAUGUUGACUGGGGACAUCCCUUCUUCUGGAUUGGCAUACUUGUCUUGAGAGACCAGGACUUCCUUUACGAUGCCACUGCGACUGCGCAUGGGACUGAACUGCAUGGGGCAGCACGACUGCGACUCCGGCUUUUGUCGGAAGAACGGUGGUGGCUGAUCCUGCUACGUGCGUCAGCUGUUGACACCUGGAUCGUGCCCAAAGAUCCUCAACUCUUCAAUCGCCAACUGCAGGCCCGUGUGGCCCGGGCGAACAAGCUCUACCCCCUCGAGAGAAGGCCGCUCCAAAGAAAGAUGCGAGACCUUGACAACGAGGCGGACAAGUUGCGGCAACUCUUCAUGAAACAGUUGCAGCAACAGUUGGACUUUAUUUUUCCUGAUGCUUUGGUAGGUGUUGAUUGCAGCUUCGGAUUGGCAAAGUCCCAAACUCCGUGGUUGGGGCCAUCGCUGUCGUGGAUGGGAUGAAAA